This is a messenger RNA of Sander lucioperca (pikeperch), 1445 nucleotides long. RefSeq names its product RP9 pre-mRNA splicing factor (gene rp9). Gene Ontology annotation, biological process: RNA splicing. The coding region runs from base 178 to 855 and encodes 225 amino acids. The transcript has 6 exons. NCBI's taxonomy places the organism in Eukaryota, Metazoa, Chordata, Actinopteri, Perciformes, Percidae. The record is from RefSeq and is a predicted model, not a curated record.
GCUGCACAGGAAGUACAGCAGGGCAGGCAGCAUCACCCAUGGCUGCUAGUUAGCUGCUGGUUAGCACGUUGGCCGAUGUUUAUCACCGUAACGUUAUAGCUAACAUAUUACCCUUGAAUGCAGCAUUAUUUAUAAUUUAAUGACUUUCCGGUGGCGCAGUUUGUCAACAUCAGGGCAAUGUCGGACAGAAAGCGAAGAAGAGAGAAGGAUGACCGACGAAACAAGAGACACAAGUCGUCCAAACAGGAUUUUGAGAAACUCAAAACACACACGAAAAAACUCAACCAAAAAGUCCAACAACUGAAACACGUUGAGACGUUCUAUGAGAAACCUCCACCAGGACUCAUAAAGGAGCAUGAGGACAAACCAGAGGACUGUAUUCCUGCUGAACCAGGAAAUGAAGAAGCCAGGAGCUUCCUGGCCCACGCCCCCACCAAAGGGCUGUGGAUGCCUCUCGGGAAGGAGGUGAAGGUGAUGCAGUGUUGGAGAUGCAAGAACUACGGCCACAGGACAGGAGACAGGGAGUGUCCGUUCUUCAUCAAAGGCAACCAGAAACUAGAGCAGUUCAGAGUGGCUCAUGAAGACCCAAUGUACGACAUCAUUCGGGAAAACAAAAGGAAUGAAAAAGAAACCAGGAUCCAGCAGCUGCAGCAGAUGCUUCAGGACAGCACUUCCUCCAAUUCAGACAGCUCCUCCUCCUCUUCUUCUUCCUCCUCUUCCUCCUCCUCAUCUGACCACCAUCGAAGCAAGAAAAGGAAAAAGAGGAAGGACAAAAAGAAGAAGGACAAGAAGAAGAGAAAAAGGAAACAAAAGCACAAGUCCUCCAAAACCAGUGACUGCUCAGAUUCAGAUUGAGUGUUUGGAACAUGCUGAUAAGUCCACUGCGCAUGACUUCUCCCAGCCGUUUAAUUUGCUCCAGGGUGACAACUCGCAUUUGCAUCUUCUCUGUUGGAUUGUACAGCACAGGGUCAUAUGGCCCAGCUGCUUAAGUAAGUGUGUGUACGUGUGCCUUGGUGCAUGUGUGUCAAAAAGCAUUAGCUGCAUGGGCUGCAUGAAUCCUAAGUGAUAUAAAAUGAGCCCGCUGGUGUAAGAGAUAAUGCUCUUUUUACAUGGUCCAAUAAGAUAGCAUGUCAGCAAAUACAGUGUGUUAUUAAGAGAUUGUAUUUUCCACCAUAUUUUUGUAUCCCUGCCAUCUCGCUGGUAUUAAAUACUUUGAUUGUAGAGUGUGUUAAACGCAGAGAGGUGAAAAAAAACGGAGAACAGUUAGAAUUUGUCUUCCACACAAGCCAGAAUGUUUAAAUGCUUGUGAGUGUGCAUACACAUUUGAAAUGAUUUGAGGUUGGAAUAUGCUCAUUUGCUCUUAAAAAAAAAAGCCACAGAGAUGGGGAAAGUAUGUAUGUGAAUGUGCUCCAUUAUUCUGAGAAUAAAUAUGGCUCUCUUCUCCA